This is a messenger RNA of Phacochoerus africanus (Common warthog), 915 nucleotides long. It is a transcript of the gene ZNF80, whose product is annotated as zinc finger protein 80. NCBI's taxonomy places the organism in Eukaryota, Metazoa, Chordata, Mammalia, Artiodactyla, Suidae. The record is from RefSeq and is a predicted model, not a curated record. Gene Ontology annotation, biological process: regulation of immune system process; negative regulation of transcription by RNA polymerase II; regulation of cytokine production.
AUGCAGGAAGGUCACUUAAAGCCAGUUAUGGCCUCCCAUAAAGGGCCCCUCCUUAAGAAGAUUAGCCUGGAAUGCAGCAGGGUGGGGACAAAUGGUAGUCUGUGUUCAAGGGAUUUACAAAAGCAAGACUCUGCCGGAGAUGCUCUCCAUGAGUGUGACUCACAGGGACCAAGUAAAGACACCUUGGUUCAUGCAGGGAAAACCCUCUACAAAUGCAAAGAAUGAGGAAACGCAUUUAAAAAGAAUUGCCUUCUUAUUCGACAUCAGCUGAUUCACACCAGAGUAAAGCCUUAUGAAUGCCAGGAGUGUGUGAAAACCUUUCUUAAAAAGGUAGACUUUAUGCAGCACAGGAGGAUUCACACUGGGGAGAAGCCCUAUAAGUGUGUAGAGUGUGAGAAGGUCUUCAGCUGUAGGACACACCUUGUGUACCACCAGCAGAUUCCCACUAGCCAGAAGCCCUAUGAGUAUAGUGAAGGUGGAAAGACUUUCAAACACCACUCUGUUUUUGCCUAGCAUAACAAGACCCACACUGGAGAAAAACCCUUUUGUUUCAGAGAAUGUGGGAAAGCCUUUUACUAUAACUCUUCCUUAAAUCGACAGGUGAAAAUUCACACCAGGGAGAAGCCCUACAAAUGCGGUGAAUGUGGAAAGACCUUCACCUACUACUCAGUUUAAUUCCAACAUGGUGUGACCCAUGGUACACAAAAGCCCUAUGAGUGUAAAGACUGUGGGAAAGGUUUUUACUACAGCUAUUCCCUCACUCGACACAUGAGGAGUCACACUGGAGAGAAGCCCUACGAGUGCAGGGAAUGUGGAAAGGCCUUUGCCCACCACUCUGCUUUUGAGAGCCACACUGGAGGGAAAAAAAAAAAAAAGAACUGUCACAUGCAAAUAACAUGGGAAAUCCUUUUGUGA